Molecule: messenger RNA, 1539 nt
Organism: Didymodactylos carnosus
Lineage: Eukaryota; Metazoa; Rotifera; Eurotatoria; Philodinida; Philodinidae
Source: the annotation of a GenBank genome assembly
UGAGGAAAGGGUUCUGAGAGCCUUGGAAGUGAUAUUCGUGAUCACCGCGAAAUUCUCUAUCGAAUGGUGUAUGAAGUGUCGAAAAAUAAAUUUCACUGCAAGGCUGCCCUGGGUGCAUCUUACAAGUUUCAGUUUUUUCAGCUAAAAUAAGUGUGAUCGAGGUAUUUUGCCCUUUUCUGGAGAAAAUUCUGAUAUCAGAUGUGUCUUUAGCACAAAAAAUGAUUUAUAGUUAAGUAAAUAUCAAGAGAAACUUGAAGUGACAUCUGGAAAAUUUUCUUCGUAAGGCAAAAAUACAUAGAUGAUUAUUCAUGGGAGUUUUUGAGAUGCGACUCUGUUAUUGAGAAAAACGUCGUACUUUGGAUAACAAUAAAGAAAAACCUAAAAUUUUACUAUUAAUACUAGACUCACUUUGGGCUAAUUGUUUUUCACUUAAGGGUUUUCCAAUUCAUCCGAGCGAAAAUACGAAGUGCUCCAUGGGCCUAUCAAAAAUCCGUUAGAAAAUAAAAGUUUUGUAUGAGGCAGGCAGUCCGUAAAGUAGCAUUAAUCAUCCGUCCGAGACUAAGUCAUUUCAUAGUGUUACAUACACAUACACACAUACGUCCAUUUACAGAGUUUGAUGAACUUUAGAUUGUGGUUUAACAUCCGUGAGAGAUUUUCAUUAUCAAAAUUUUGGUAGAAUUAUUGGCGGUAGACAAGCAGUUCCGCACAGUUUUCCAUGGCAAGUUUUACUCAAUGAUAAAAAUAAAUUUUGUGGUGGUAAGAGAAGAAACAAAUUCAUAAACAAGAAAAGAUGCUUUUUAACCCGAGAAUAUUUAUUCACUGAGAAGAAUUUUUAUUAUUUUUCUUCUCUUAGCCACAAUAAUAGAUCGCGAUUGGAUUUUAACGGCUGCUCAUUGUGUCAACGGGUAGGACGCUGAUUUUGUGCGUAUAUUAUUGUUAAUAAUCUAAAUCAGAUCUUAUUUUAGAACAGAUCUAGGUGAUUUUGUGGCAGAAUUCGGGAUGCAUGAUCGAUAUAUUAAAGAAGAAUCAAAAGUCAUUCGGUUUAUCAAACAAGUUAUUAUUCAUCCGUUUUACAGAGGAAGUAAGACAAGAUGGGAACACGACAUCGCUUUAUUACAACUUUCAGAAAGUUUACAAUUAAACUCUUUUAUAAGAACUAUUUGUUUACCAAAUUAUCAACAAGAAUUAGUUCAUGUGAAUGAAGAAGUGAUUAUCACCGGAUGGGGUGACACACGAGGCACUGGUGAUUUUCGCUAUCUUCGUCAAGUAUCAAUUCCUAUUCAAUCAACUGAUCAAUGUGGUUUGAAUUCAACAUCUUCACAUAAUUCUGUUAUUUGUGGAGGAUUAUGUAACUCAACUACAUGUGAUUCUUGUCAAGGAGAUUCUGGUGGACCAAUGAUAAAACAGUACAACAAUCGCUGGUAUUUGGCGGGAUUAAUCUCUUGGGGUUAUAGUUGUGCAGGUCUGGGCAUCUAUACCAAAGUUUCUCAAUAUUCCCAAUGGAUUCAAGAACUAAUUCGACGGGGUACAAUAAAGUAA